Diabrotica virgifera virgifera (western corn rootworm) is the source of this 1197-nucleotide messenger RNA. RefSeq lists its product as uncharacterized. Gene Ontology annotation, cellular component: septate junction; membrane. NCBI's taxonomy places the organism in Eukaryota, Metazoa, Arthropoda, Insecta, Coleoptera, Chrysomelidae. The coding region runs from base 99 to 812 and encodes 237 amino acids. Gene Ontology annotation, biological process: septate junction assembly; regulation of tube size, open tracheal system. The record is from RefSeq and is a predicted model, not a curated record. The transcript is spliced from 4 exons.
UGUCAAAAUAAACAAAAAGGGUGUGGAUAGUGAGUAAUUUCUAAUUUAUGUGUAAAAACUUAAGUAUAUUAUAAACAUUUUUCUUCGAGUAUCUCAUCAUGAGGGAAGAAGAAAAGAAUAAUUAUCCAAAAGCCUCAAAUUAUUUGGUAAAUGGAUCCCUCAUGACAUACAUUGGAGGAGUUUUCCUUAUGAUUGCAUUUUGUAGUCCAUACUGGGUAAAAUCAUAUGAUGAUACUUUCUCAGAGUUCAAGCACAUGGGACUGUGGGAAUAUUGUUUUGAUGGUUUCCGCUAUCCAUACUACCAAUUUGACCACCUCUUUGAUGGCUGCCACCAUGUAUUUAGUCAAGAAUUUUAUGUUAUUCGAGAAUGGUUACUACCUGGAUGGUUAAUGACAGUUCAAGCUUUUGUUACCAUGUCCUUUUUAUUAAGUUUUGGAGCACAAGUUGUUAUGGCUCUUCAAUUAACCAGGUGGCCUCUACAUUUUAUUUUACAAAGGGAAUACAUAUUGUCAUUUAUUAAUUUUGUUUGUGUCGCAACUAUAACUGGCUUCAUGUUUCUCGCCAUUGUCAUUUUUGGAGGUUCAUAUGUUCGUAGGGAUUGGCUGAUGUAUCCCAAUUUCAAUUACCUUUGUUGGUCAUAUGGCAUGGCAUGUAUUUCCUUAUUUUUCCAUGGUGUAGCAGCUUACUAUAUGUACAAAGAGUCAAAAUUUAGUUACGAAAGACGAAGAGAAUCGAAAAAUCUGAUUAUGCAAAUGCAACCGAAUCCACAACACAGAUUGGGAUGGAAUGUUCCAACAUAUUCAUUAAAUUAAAUCGAUACACUUGUUGAUUUAUUGUAUGUAUAGAAUUUGGAUUAGAAAACAGGGAAAUGAUAUUUGUAUGUACAAAGUUAUUUGAAUCUCAUAUUGUAUACAUACAGGUGUGACAUUUGCUAAUUUUCAUGGUAUUUCUUGAUAUUAUUAAUUAAAUAUCAAGUACCUAUGUUUACAAUAAGUGUAAUAUAAAUAUGGUUUUCUGAUAAAAACUAAAUUGAAUCCUGCACAUAACUGGUACAUAAGUACAUCUUAAGAGGAAACAGUAGCGAUCAACAGGUAGCAAAAACGCGUUCCAAGAUUGUGGCUGUAAUUUUGAAUAUUUUUUCGAGAUAUUUGGCACACGUAUUCGUAAUAUAAUAAAGAAUGGCGGUACAGAGCCCAA